Mytilus californianus (California mussel) is the source of this 2468-nucleotide messenger RNA. Its product is annotated as alanine aminotransferase 1-like. Gene Ontology annotation, biological process: biosynthetic process. NCBI's taxonomy places the organism in Eukaryota, Metazoa, Mollusca, Bivalvia, Mytilida, Mytilidae. Gene Ontology annotation, molecular function: L-alanine:2-oxoglutarate transaminase activity; pyridoxal phosphate binding. The record is from RefSeq and is a predicted model, not a curated record. The transcript has 13 exons. Bases 109 to 1638 code for a protein of 509 amino acids.
CCUUGAAUUUUACCAGUUGACUUCUUUCAUAAUUUGGAUUUCCAGUUCAAACUGCCUCAAACAACAACAUAAAUUGUUUUUGACGGAACUUUUGAAGUGAAAACAAAUAUGAGGAGCGCACGACAUAGGUUGCAUACAAUUUGUAGUCAUGUAAAAUGGUCAAAAGAACACGGACGUGUAAACCUUGUCCAAACAAGGUCAAAAGUUUUGUCAACUGACAACAUUAACCCGUUUGUCAAAAACAUGGAAUAUGCAGUUAGAGGUCCAAUCGUCAUUCGUGCUGCAGAAAUAGAGCAAGAAUUAAAAGCUGGUAAGAGUAAACCAUUUACUGAUGUUAUUAGGGCCAAUAUUGGGGAUUGUCAUGCAACUGGACAAAAGCCCCUGACCUUUCUGAGACAGGUUGUUGCUAUAUGUUCCGAUCCAGAUAGAUUAAUGGAUGAUCCAAAAUAUCCAGCAGAUGCCAAAAGUAGAGCAAAACGAAUAUUAUCAGGCUGUGGUGGCCAAAGUAUAGGUGCCUAUAGUGACAGUUCAGGUGUGAGGGUUAUAAGAGAAGACAUAGCAUCUUAUAUAACAAACAGAGAUGGUCAUCCUUGUAAUCCUGAUAAUAUAUUCCUUUGUACAGGGGCAAGUGAUGGUAUCAAGACCAUCAUGAAACUAUGUAUGACUGGUGAAGGAGGAAACAAUAGGGCAGGAGUAAUGAUACCAAUACCACAGUACCCCCUCUACACAGCCACUAUAGCCGAGUAUAAUGCUUGUCCUAUCAAUUAUUAUUUAAAUGAAGAUAACAAUUGGUCAUUAGACAUACCUGAAUUAAAACGAUCCAUACAAGAAGCCAGAUCUCACUGUAUACCUAGAGUUCUAUGUGUAAUUAACCCAGGAAAUCCUACAGGCCAGGUGUUAUCUAGAGAAAACAUAGAAAACGUCAUUCGAUUUGCCAAGGAAGAAAAUCUAGUCUUGAUGGCUGAUGAGGUUUAUCAACACAAUGUAUAUGCCAAAGGGUCAGCCUUCCAUUCCUUUAAAAAAGUAUUGACAGAGAUGGGACCAGAAUUCCAGGACAUUGAACUGGCCUCAUUUAUGUCGACAUCAAAAGGAUAUAUGGGGGAGUGUGGUUUCCGAGGAGGAUAUUGUGAAGCAAUCAACCUCGACCCAGAUGUCAGAGUUCAGCUGCUGAAAUCCAUUUCUGCUAAACUAUGUUCAUCUGUUUCUGGACAGGCUGCUAUGGAUGUGGUAGUCAAUCCUCCAACAUCUAGUGAACCAUCAUAUCAACUUUUUGUAAAAGAAAAAGAACAAGUAUUAGGAGAUCUAAAGGAAAAGGCCAAAAUGGUGACGGAGACAUUUAAUUCAAUGGACAGAAUGUCCUGUAAUGUUGUACAAGGUGCUAUGUAUGCCUUUCCACAAAUUAAUAUGCCUCCAGCUGCUUUAGAAGAAGCCAAGAAACGAGGUGUACCAGCUGAUGUGAUGUAUUGUUUUGAAUUGUUAGAGAAGACAGGUAUAUGUGUUGUCCCUGGAUCAGGAUUUGGUCAGAGACCUGGGACAUACCAUUUUAGGACCACUAUCUUACCUCCUGUAGAAAAGUUAAAAGAAAUGUUGGAAAGAUUUAGGAUUUUCCAUGAACAGUUCUUGUCUACAUACAAGUGAACACCAAUAAAAGUGAACCAGGUACCAGGUCAUUGAAGAAACAGAUUCAUAAUAUAAUUGCAUUGUUAAAUCACUAUUUUGAUUAGUACAGAUUCUGCACAUGCAUUAAUAGCAUAAUAGAACAUUACAUGUUUGUACUUUGUAAAUAUUUGGAACAUCAGACAAAAGCAACCAAUUAUACCUUACUGCUUUACAUUUUGAUAUGCUUUUAUUGUCAAGCAAAAUUUAUUUAUAAUUUGCAUUUUUUGUGAUGUGAAAUACAGAUUGUAAAAGUCUUUAUAAAAGCACUUGACAGGACAGGAGCCUUUACAUCAGAGAAGUGCUGCUUUAAUUUUCAACAUCAGAGAUCUAUGAUGACUCUAAAAAAAACAUUAGAUUUAUACGAUGUCUUGAAUUACAGGUGUCAAGAAACGUAAUUUUUUUAUUUGAAACUUCAGACGUUUCUUGACACCACCAUAACUUUAGAAAACGGAGUCAUGACAACCGACCUUCACACCAAAAAAAAAAACUGACAAACACCAAUUUAGCUUCACAGAGGUUAAAACAAUGUUAAGUUAACCAUGAUGUUAAGAUACAUAGCUAGCAAUGUUAUUCUUUUGAAUGUGAAAUAUUUUUUUAUACUGUCUUAUUAAUAUCAAGUUUUAAAUUCAUUUUGGGAGAUUUAAUUACCUCAAUAGAAGCUGAGAGGUCAACCUUCAGUGUAUUUAUUUGUUUCAAAGAAAAGAUAACUUUAUUACAAAACGUAAUCUUAGAAGCAAAUUUUUCAUGUUAUCAUGAACUGGGGCUACUACAUUGAUCUAUUAGUUCCAGUCAUGAUAAGUGCUCCAAUU